AAUUUACCCCUGCUCGUACCCCUCGGCCGCACAGCGCCAUCGAGGGAAGACGUCAGAUGAACGAGUGGCUGUAUGAGUUGGAGAAGAUGCAGAGUGGGGACUAUUUUGAAGGAAGCCCCACUGACAGCCCAGAGGUUGAGCCCCAUCCGAAGGUUCAUUUGGGUCGUACCCCUCGCCCGCACAGCGUCAUCGAGGGAGGUAGCCAGAAUCUAGACAGGUGGUUACAGGAGCUGGAGAGGAUGGAGAACGGGAGAUAUUUCGGAAACCCUGACCGAGUGCAGAGAGAUCAAGUGCAGGCCCCUUUCUACAACGGGACAGCGUCGAUGCCUACCCUUCACAAGGAACCCGUUGGCUCUGGCCUGCGUCACCACUACCAAGGCCUCCCCUCAUCCCCAUCUCUCUACAGCCGGGACAGGGACCUCUCCCCUGUGGGACUCCCAGCCCAUGUGACAGUUCCCUGGGCAGCCAGGAGUCCCUCAGGGCAGGAUUGUCCUCCGCCCCGGACCACAACGGUAGCUGGGAAAGGGCUAUAAUCAAGCAGGCUCCAGGGAAGGAGGAGGCUAAACUCAGCUCUCUGACUCCGGUGAGAGUGGGCUGGCUGCCCAUCCAGAGAAGGGCCCUGUUGAGGGAUGCUCCAGGCCCUGGACCCAGACAUCCACACCUUCAGGUCAAUGUAGCCAGACAGGUGAGACUUAAACCGGCCAUUACCCCGACCUUCCGGAAGAAUCCUGUCAAGGGAAACGUGAUCAAACCUGUAGUAGGUCUCAGGCAAGGAAGGCUCAGUGCCAAUGAAGAGGGACAACAGGUCUUUAGGUUGGCAGGAUCCGAGGAGAAGUUGGGCUAGCAGGACAACAUCCCACCUCAGUGGUAGUGGGACUCCUACCCAGUCUAACAACUCCCUCCCCGGGGCUAACACUAACUCAGAGCCUGCCAGGAAGAGCCCUCUACACAGGACAACGAGCAACAACCAACAGCCUUCACACACUGAGGUUCCACCCUAUGGGACCAGCUCACAGUCUCCUGGAAUCCAAUCUGGGGAUGACUCAGACUCAGAACCCUGUUGGAGAUCUUCUCUACACAGGACCAACAGCUUCCAAACGUCUUCUCCCUGGACGAUCAGGCCAACAGUCCAAAAUAAUCCUUCACACACUGAGAUAACCCCCUCUGCAACCAAAUAUGCACCGUACAGGAGCAACAACCCUCUAUGUAGGACAAACAGCGUCCAACAGAAACCCUCACACGCUGAGUUAACUCCUUAUAGAACCAGCUCAGAGCCUUACAGAGCAACCUCUCUACAAAAACAAACAAGUUGUCUUCCACAAACUUCUCCUGCUGGGGUAGUAUCACCCCCGGCCCCUGGGACCACUACAGGUGCUACCAUCGUCCUGAAGACAACUACACCAGCCUUCUCCUCCAUUACCAUCGCCAGCAAGAAGAUCUCCAGGACGACAAGCCUCCCUGGGUCUAGACCUCUGAGCCCUGGAUCUAGACCCCAGAGCUACCACUCUGACGAGACCAAGGUCCCAGGCUAUAAAGCCCCCAGGCCCCAGAGCUACCACUGCAACGAGGCCAGAGCCCAAGGCUAUAAAACCCCCAGGCCCCAGAGCUACCACUGCGACGAGGCCAGGGUCCCAGGCUAUAAAACUCCUAGGCCCCAGAGCUACCACUGCGAGGAGGCCAGGGUCCCAGGCUAUAAAACCCCCAGGCCCCAGAGCUACCACUGCGACGAGACCAGGGUCCCAGGCUAUAAAACCCCUAGGCCCCAGAGCUACCACUGCGACGAGGCCAGGGUCCCAGGCUAUAAAACCCCCAGGCCCCAGAGCUACCACUGCGACGAGGCCAGGGUCCCAGGCUAUAAAACCCCCAGGCCCCAGAGCUACCACACAAACCAGGCCAGAGUCUCCACCACCUGCACCUCUGUCACCCAGCAGGACCAGGUCCAUCACCACCACCCCACCGGCAACGACCCCAGCUCCACCCCUGUCACCCUCAGGAGAAAGUCCACCGCCACCAUAGUCAAAGUGACCGAGCACAGAAGGAUGACCUCUGAACCUGUCAACCGACUGAACGGAAGGCAGAGCCCUGUUUCAUCUGUGUCAGGUGACCAACCAAAUGAUCAGGGCACGGCGGUUCACAGGAGAAAAGCCACCGUCAUCAAAGUGACCGAGCACAGAGAGAGCUACAGCCCAGGUCAGGAUGCCAGAGGUGUGAUCAGAAGCAGCAGUAGGCCGUCAGAGUACAGACACAGUUACACAGAGGGAGUGUACAGACACACAUCCCCGUGGCAACAAUCCCCGUGGCAACAAGGAGCCAUGAAUUCAAACAUGAACUCUGUGGAAUCACUCCAGAGUACCCCUCCCUCCCAGUACCUUCUAGAAUCAUCUAUGGGCAGGAUAGACAGGCCCAACUCUGCUCUGUUCCUGACUCCAAACAAGUCCACCUCAACCACUACAGUUGCUCUGAGGGACCCAGAGGGAGGCAGAGGUGGAGGGAAGCCAAUACAGAAGUCUACCCUGAUGCUGUUCAUCAACCCCCCUUCUCCCUCUUCCAGAGAGACGUCCAUAGAGAAGUUUGGUGUAGAGAGAGGAGGCGAAGAGAGACGGGCUCGGGACAGAGCCAGGAGGCCAGCAAGCUGCUAUGCUAAUGUAUUUGGCCACACUGACCCAACAGAGCCAUGCCCGGUCUCAGAGACUGUUACUGUUAAACAAGCUGGACCCUGGAACUGGAGCCCAGAGACUGUUACACAAGCUGGACCCGGGAACUGGAGCCCAGAGACUGUUACUGUUAAACAAGCUGGACCCUGGAACUGGAGCCCAGAGACUGUUAAACAAGCUGGACCCGGGAACUGGAGCCCAGAGACUGUUACUGUUACACAAGCUGGACCCGGGAACUGGAGCCCAGAGACUGUUACUGUUAAACAAGCUGGACCCGGGAACUGGAGCCCAGAGACUGUUAAACAAGCUGGACCCGGGAACUGGAGCAUGGGACUUCCUAACCAGACCCAGAAUUCUAAUAUUGACCCAGUGAGGGACUGGGUCAAGGACACUGCUACCAGCAACAGUAGAUUAAACACUGGAGAUUCUAGCUCUUCCAUCACUGCUACGGACAGGGAGAUGUGUCCCCCAGAGACAGAGUCCUCCAGACCAGAGGGAAGAGGGACUGAGAGAGGGAUGUGUCCCCCAGAGACAGAGUCCUCCAGACCAGAGGGAAGAGGGACUGAGAGUGGGAUGUGUCCCCCAGAGACAGAGUCCUCCAGACCAGAGGGAAGAGGGACUGAGAGAGGGAUGUGUCCCCCAGAGACAGAGUCCUACAGACCAGAGGGAAGAGGACUGAGAGAGGGAUGUGUCCCCCAGAGACAGAGUCCUACAGACCAGAGGGAAGAGGGACUGAGAGAGGGAUGUGUCCCCCAGAGACAGAGUCCUCCAGACCAGAGGGAAGAGGGACUGAGAGAGGGAUGUGUCCCCCAGAGACAGAGUCCUCCAGACCAGAGGGAAGAGGGACUGAGAGAGCAGGAGAUCUAACACAACAUCCACACCAGGCAGAUGCCAGGAGCAGCCAACCACAACCUCCAGCUAUCACUCUCAUCAAGCACCAAGAGCCCCAGUCACAUCAGCAGUCUCCUGAGGUUAUCCUCGCCCUGAACGCUGCCUCCGUCAUAGCUCAUAUCAAACUCCAGAGACAACUGAGCCUGAAGAAGACAACACCACAUGACCUUUCUACACAGGCCUCAAGGUCACACACCUCACCGGAAGAGGGAAAAGCACUGGUGAAGGAUGCUGGUGGUUGUGUGCGACCCAGGACUGAUGAUAACAGACUAGACCCUGGUGAGGCCACCAGAACCAAACAUCACACAACCCAGAUUGAUGUUGGGUUUAUUCC
Oncorhynchus gorbuscha (pink salmon) is the source of this 3879-nucleotide messenger RNA. RefSeq lists its product as uncharacterized. The record is from RefSeq and is a predicted model, not a curated record. NCBI's taxonomy places the organism in Eukaryota, Metazoa, Chordata, Actinopteri, Salmoniformes, Salmonidae. The transcript is spliced from 5 exons. Bases 789 to 3521 code for a protein of 910 amino acids.